UAUGAGUUGUGUCUUGUUGUUGUCUGUCCGUGCAACCACCAGAUUAGUGCAACAGGCGUUGUCUGUUGCCUCUUCGAAGCUGGUUCAUGCACUUUACGUGAUUCCUCACGGUUUCUUCUUGCCAUCUAGUGAGACAGAUGAAAAGCAAAAAAGGAGCUCGAUUUUUGAAUUUAUGUCGUCUGUCUAUUCAACUGCCAGUAACAAGCAUCCGGACUUAAACGUCAGAGUUUCGCUAAAUUUAGCUGAAAAUAUGACGUCAGAGCUGCAGUAUGACCCAGAUGUAAUCAUCACAGAUCCAAACUCUUCAGAAUUAGUGAGGAAAUUGUUUGGAUCAAAAUCUCUGUCGGUUACUCAUUUGGAGGGGAAAAUGGACGAGGGCACAUUCUUUAGUGACAUUAAGUCUUCGUUCGGAGUGUUUAGGAAUGUUGUUCUUGGUGGUACAUUUGAUCGGUUGCACACUGGUCACAAGUAUUUGCUGAGUUCUGCUCUUUUACAUUGCAGUGAACGACUUGUAGUGGGAAUUAGUGAUGGACCGCUUGUUUGUGGAAAGCUGCUGGAGGAGCUUAUUGAACCUUACGAUUUUCGUGCCAAGUCUGUAGUUGAGUUUGCAAAUGAAGUAUGUUCAGGUGUGAAGUGUGAGACUGUGGCAAUAUUUGAGCCUCUAGGACCGACAGCUACUGACGAGAGUUUGGAGUGUCUUGUUGUCAGUCAGGAAACGGCCAGAGGCGGAGAGAAGGUGAAUCAGAUUCGUGAGAAAAAAGGUCUAAAUCCACUUACACUGGAAGUCGUAGAGUUGAUGACAACGCCACAGUCUCAUGAAGCUGGUCAGAAGUUAAGCUCCAGUUUUAUGAGAAGGCAAAGUCUCGGCCACCUUCGCCAACCUACAUCAGAGCACUCUUAUGUAUUGCCUUGGCUUCGAUCAAGAAACAUUGAAUCGAGAUCUGUAGUCAAGACGACAGCAUUCCAGGUGUAUGUAAUUGGUCUAACUGGCGGCAUAGCGAGUGGAAAAUCAUCUAUUGCUAAGAUGAUGUCAGCAGAAGGAGCAGGCAUUAUUGACUGUGACAAGCUUGGCCAUGAUGCAUAUCUUCCUGAAACUGAAGCUUAUACAAAAGUGAUCGAAACAUUUGGAUCAGAUGUGAAGUCUGAUGACGGUCAAAUAAAUAGGAAGGCGCUAGGAGCUAUCGUGUUUAAAGAGAAAGCAAAGCUUCAGCAACUAUGUGAAAUUGUGUGGCCAGAGAUUGCUCGACUAGCAGAACAAAGCAUAGAAAAGUACGCGACUGAAGGUAAGAAAGUAUGUGUUCUUGAUGCUGCUGUUUUACUUGAAGCUGGGUGGGAUCGUUAUGUACAUGAAGUAUGGGUAACCAUCAUACCUCAUGAUGAGACUGUUAGGAGGGUCAUGAGACGAGAUGGGAUCUCGGAGGAGGAAGUUGUACGGCGUUUAGAAUCGCAGAUGAGUAACUUGGAGCGAGUGAAAAAGGCUGAUGUUGUUCUGUCAAGUCUUUGGGAGAGGAACGAGACUCAACAGCAGGUGCUUGUUGCGAUGUCUGAAUUGCAGGAAAGAGUUGCAGCGUUUCAGAGUCAGCAGGCGAGGCUAUGAACUGCAGAAUUGUCACUCUGGCAACUUGUCAGUAACUACACAGUGCUUAUGAAUUCUACUGCCAAGAAUAACUGGUACAAAUUUGGAAUGAUAUACCGCAUCAUGAUGCAACAGUCAUUCUACAAUUACGAUUUUGCGGCCUUCAAAAAUAUGAUGCAACAAUCAUUCUACAAUUCUACGAUUUUGUGGUCUUCAAAAAUAGCAUUGCUCAUUGUAGUACCAAUAAGUUAUGUACACCUAGCACAUCACGCAACAGUUAAUAACA
Molecule: messenger RNA, 1862 nt
Organism: Corticium candelabrum
Lineage: Eukaryota; Metazoa; Porifera; Homoscleromorpha; Homosclerophorida; Plakinidae
Product: bifunctional coenzyme A synthase-like
Exons: 9
Coding region: 2-1597 (531 amino acids)
Biological process (GO): coenzyme A biosynthetic process
Molecular function (GO): ATP binding; dephospho-CoA kinase activity
Source: RefSeq, a predicted model, not a curated record